CCUCUACUGCGCCUACGCCGACCUUAGACAUUCACUCCUGUUUCAAACGUCGAACGGUGCGCGCGCAUACUAAUAAACUUAUUUUUUUUUACAUAAACUCGUGAUGGAGAAGGAGCCGCAGCCAGAUUCCAUGGCUACCAUUACCAUGAAACCGGAGUACCCUCCUUCCGAAGUGUACAGCACUUCCGAGCCGCCACCGGCGUACAGGCAGAGAAUGUCGAACUCAGUGCAAAUCGCGCGGAUCGCUGGUCUCACGAUCAUCGCUGCCUCCUUCAUCCUGGGCUCGUUCAUCCUGGCCAGCAGCUGGGUGGCGGCACGCGCCUCCUGCCACCAGCUGGAGCAGCUGGAUGCCAUGCUGGACAAGGAGCUCGCCCUCGAGGGCAGGUCGUAUGGAAACGACGCGCUUAUUCCGGAUGAGCCCCUGCCGAUAGGCAACGCGCAUGCUCUGCACGCCGCGCCGCCUGCGCCGGAGUCGACGGCCGCACCGUCCGCUCCACCCGCUUUAGCAUCCGGCAGCUUGUCCAAGGAGGAGCACCUUCAUCAGGCCGAGACCAAGGUCGAUGAAGACAAACUCCAGAAACUCGACGACGACAAAUCGGAGAGUGACGAGAGCUCGGACUCCGACAGCUCCGGCGAAGAGGACGAGGACGAGCUCAUCAGACCCAUGUUCAAGCUGCCCAUACAGUUCGACCUGGACGAGCUGGCCGGGGCCUUCUUAGCCAACAACCAGAAGGGCCGCAUGAACUGCGUAGUAGAGCGUAGGCGUGAAGACCCCGUGGAGAGGAAAUUCCCGUUCAACCUGCUCGGUGCUUUCGCCCCCCGCAGCGCGCAGACCGAGCGCGUCGCCAUCAUCUGCCACGGAGGAGAUGACAGACAAAUGCCAGUGUUCCCCGACCCGCAGUCGCAAGUGUUCGCGUUCCCGUUGUCCGGUCCCAUGCACCUGCCGAUGAGGCCGCAGCCGGAGAGGCCAGCCAUGAACCCCGCGCCGGAACCCAGGGGACCCUUCCAGGGGCCGCCCCAGCACAGGCCAGCUCCCUUCCCCCUGCCGCUGCCAUGGGACUCCUCCGAGGAGCAGAUGGCCCCGCCCCGCGAGAUGCGCAUCCACGUGCAGCGCGUGUUUGCCGUGCCCGCGCAGGGCCCCGACAUGAUGUUCGCGCCCCCGCCCCUACCCCAGCAGCCCCAGCAAAAUGAGCAGCGCAUGGCCGACGGAGAAGACAUGCCCCCCCGGCAGAUGCACGUGAUCGCCUUCCCCCCCAACAUGGCCGACAACAUGGGCCCCUUUGCCCCCCCGCCGCCGCCCGCACACGACCAGAACGAGCAACAGAGCGUACUGCACCAGUUCGUCCCGCAGCCGGCCCCCACACAAGAGAUUGAGCAGCCCGAGGUCCAGAAGAUGGAGAUGGAGGGUCGCAAGCUGAUGCCGUGGGAGCUGACCCCCGAGGACCUGCACAUGAUCCAGCGCACCGCGCAGGACGUCGUCGCCGGACAGCGCCAGCAGCAGAUCGACAACGACAUGCAGGAGGUGAAGACGAUUGUGAACACGCUGGCGGCGGCAGCGGAGGCGGAGGAGGCGGAGCGACGAGCGGACGACGAGCAGCAGCACCAGCAGCAGCAACAACAACAGCAACAGCAGCAGCAGAUGCAGCAGCAGAUGCAGCAGCAGAUGCAGCAGCGCGCUCAGCGCACCAUCCUCUUGCCGCAAGAUCUGCCCGCCGAGGAACGCCCGCACUACAUGCAGCCCCGCUCGGUGCGUAGCGUGGACGCGCUAGUGAACAAGGAGAAGCGCGUCAAACGCUGCGCCUGCGACUGUAUCUAGGCCUUAGACCGCGACGCGUCGGGCUUACAUUCCGUCCAUCUUAAAUUCACCUUUAAUUUAUCAUUACGGUUACGGUAAAUGUAAAUAAGCGUCAAAUCCUACAAUGUCCGGGGUGAAUUAGAUUUUAAAUUAGCGUGUUAAAGAUAAAAGUAAUCUGUUACCAUCCUACUAGAUAUUAUAUUGAGCGUAAUAAUCUAAAAUAAUCAGGAUAAUUCUCUAAGUAACGCUGCGAGGAAUAGAAGUGCAUGUAUGAAUUCCCGACCAGACCGCAGCAACGUCAGAACGCAGGCCACAUCAGUAUCGAUACCAUUGCGGUGUUAUUGUCAUAGGAAUUGUAAUUUAACAUAUUUUAUGACCCUAAAUUAAAAUUUUAUUCUUUGUUCUCA
Messenger RNA from Aricia agestis (brown argus), 2202 nucleotides. RefSeq names its product activating signal cointegrator 1 complex subunit 2 homolog (gene Msr-110). The coding region runs from base 104 to 1816 and encodes 570 amino acids. The record is from RefSeq and is a predicted model, not a curated record. Lineage: Eukaryota; Metazoa; Arthropoda; Insecta; Lepidoptera; Lycaenidae. The transcript is spliced from 12 exons.